Messenger RNA from Plenodomus lingam JN3, 1626 nucleotides. RefSeq lists its product as uncharacterized. The record is from RefSeq and is a predicted model, not a curated record. NCBI's taxonomy places the organism in Eukaryota, Fungi, Ascomycota, Dothideomycetes, Pleosporales, Leptosphaeriaceae.
AUGCCUCGCCCACCACGCGCAAAAGUCGCGUCGCGCGUCGCAAAGCCCAAGACAGCCCCGCGCAAGCCCGCACCGAAGGCCACGACCACGCAUACCACACGCGCCCAGGAUGUCGUCGCAACCAGCAAGAGCUUCAGUGAGGACAGCGACGGUCUUGUUAGCAAGACUGGUGUGACGCGCUCAAGCAGGCGAACGGCAAGGGACCACGCCAACAAGCAGAUCGAGGAAGAGCAAUUUACUAUGACCGGCGCGCUGCCUGCAGAAGAGAGUGCACCGGUAUCCUUGAACAAGAAUGGCACACCUGAAUCAGCAACAUCAAAAAAAGCUCGAAUGUCAAGAGGUAGUGCUAGGUUAUCAGCCGGCAACACAUCGUCACCCGCAGGAGCCCCUGUACCGUCACCUGCAGCCAACGAGGACGCGCCUACCGGCGAUGCAUCAAUACACGAGAGCUCCGGCUUUGGUGAUUUGACCUUCUCUUCUCUGGGCUCGGAAUCGCCUGCUCAUGGUACACGCCCGCCGUCUGCAAUCAAAGUCGGUGCCACACCGGCGCAUGAGAGGUCAAUACUGGCUUUGACCAACUUCAAGCGAAGAGCACGGCAGCCGAGUUUAUUGCGAAUGGUCCAGCAGACCACCGAUGUCGAGGAUAAUGACCAGAGUGAUCUUGACGACACAGACAAUUUCGACUUGGAUGACUUCUUGCCCCAUGCAGAAUCAACGCCACUCAACGUACGGAAGACCGGGCCAAGCGAAGAAGUUAGAAACGACAGCGGCACCCAGAUCUCCAGUCCUGGCUCACGAGGGACUAAGCGCAAGUUGUCGCCAGUUGUGCAGGUGCCACGCUCCUCACCACCUGGUAGCCCUGCCCGAGACACUGAUAGCGAUAUCGAGUCUGUACGAUCACCAUCACCCAGCUUACCAGAAGUGCUCUCAUCACGGGAAGAUGUAAUUGCACAGACACAAGAUGACGAAGAGAUUUUGAGUCAGACGUACGCACCACCCAUGUCCAGCAGUAGUCCUGUCCCGGAGAAAUCCGCCCGGCAAGAGUUACCCGCACCUUCGCGUCGGCCAAGAAGAGGAAAACGGGCAAAAACACCCGUCAGAGAUGAGUCGGAUUCGGACGGUGAAGACACGGAAACACCUGCGAAAGCGAAACGCGGUACCAAGAAGAAGGCGCAACAAACUAUAUCUACCGCACAGCUGAAAGGAUUGCUACCACGGCGGAGGAAUCGCCAUCGGGAUCGCGACGAGUUUGACCUAGAGAGCUCGGAGGAAGUAACGCAGCUCGACUCGGACCAAGAUGAGCUGCAGAUGCCAACACGACGAGCGCACCAACGUCCAGGUGCUGGGAAGUUAGCAUCACCCAAGGCCAGCAAGAAGGGCUCUCGAGGCAAGAAGACGGCCCCAGCCAAGGCAGCCCCCAGGCUCAGUCGAACCUACAGUCGCAGGCGAUUAUCAGACAAGGAGAAUGAGACUGCAGACCAGGAGGAUCCAGAGCAUACAGAGAUAUCGGCGAUUGAGCAUUCUGAAAAAUUAGCCGCUAUUAAGAAGAAGUUUGAGGAAGUAGAUGCGUUUGAGCUGGAUUUUGAGACGGUGGACGUGACUACGAGCUCGAGUCCAUUCCGCUAA